AUGCCCUUCAGCAAUGUUGAUUUUGAACUUGAGGGUGAGAAUGCAACAAGCCAAAUGAAAAAGUUUACAUCUUCUCCCGUCUUCAAAAAGUAUAUUAGAAACCCAGAGCCGAUACUCACAGCAAUUCAAUCAGUACGAGGCAGCAUUUCAUGUUCUUUCUUUGAUGAAACUGUGGACUUGAACUUAUUGGAGCAAAAAAUAUUAUCGAAACAAAGUGUUGAUUAUCAAACGUUAUUGCUAUCCUACGCUGUGAUUAUUGUCUCUGAGCGGUUCUAUGAUAUUUCACCUGAUGUACGGGAGGUUGUGGCGGAGUUAGAUAUUAUUCUUAAUGAUUGCUCUGACUGUUCGGAAAAAGUAUCGUCACUAGUUCUGCUUUCCGAAUAUUAUCAUUACAACUUCAAAAUAGAAACUGCUUGGAAAUGCAUAUUUCUCGCUGCAGCAAUUGGCUAUGCGCUUGGAUUACACACUACUUCGUCAAAGGUAUGGACGAUGUUAGUGCUACAAGAUGCACUUUUAUGCUCUGUAUUAGGACGUCCUACUUCAAUAAGUUGCGUAAAUUCAAAAUUGGUUGGCGAUCAAUGCGACGGAUGGGGCGAAAUUGCAGUUCUAUUGAGAGAAGGUAAUGAUAUGCUGCUUAACUUAAAGUCGGAUACGUGUGCGGAAAAGGCAAUAUCAUUAGAUUUGAAGAUUGAUGACAUUAUAGAGAAAACAAAGAAAAGCAUGAGUUCCAACGAAGAAAAUAAUAAUUCAACUGUCCUGUUGGUUGGAUAUUUGAAAAUUUGUAUUAUGGCUGCCAGCCGGAUAAAAAUUCUCUUUCCUUUUUUUACGAAACAUAGGUCAAUAAAAGCACAACUAGAUGAAAAUUGUAGUUCAUUAGCUGGUUGCCUCUGUGGACUUUUCCAGCUUCUCAAUGCAAGCAAUCUAACUAAUGCAAGUAAGAAGUUUCCCUUACGUCCUCAUUUUUUUCCCGCUUACUGUAGUGUUUUCCAAGGAUUUCUUUUGCAAUUUCUUUACACUUCAAAUGAACUAUUUAAAACUUACGAAGAAACUAAAAAUACUGCUGAUUCCACUUUUCUUCCAAAAGAUCUUGGACGGGCUGGGUUUUUCUUGCCUUCUUUAGACGUAACCGCUAUUCUAAUGGAAGAUUACGACCUCAUAACAGGAAAGGUGAAAUUCUGCAGCUUUAUGACAGAUUUGUUUGCCUCUUUCAGGUCUUUGCUGAACCAAAGGAAAUCUGGAACUAGGAAGCGGACACCAGCGGACACAUCAACGGAAGAACAGCUUUCAACGCCUACUGUGUGUAGUGGUAUUUUAAGCGAGAAAAGCGAUAAUUCAUCGCCUCUAAUAAUGGGUGAUAUAGCAGAUUGGAUUACGUCUUGCCUCUCUGAUGGUACUACACAUUUUUAUCCCUCAGAACCGCCACUUUAA
Molecule: messenger RNA, 1428 nt
Organism: Saccharomyces mikatae IFO 1815
Lineage: Eukaryota; Fungi; Ascomycota; Saccharomycetes; Saccharomycetales; Saccharomycetaceae
Product: fungal specific transcription factor domain-containing protein
Exons: 1
Coding region: 1-1428 (475 amino acids)
Source: RefSeq, a predicted model, not a curated record